This is a messenger RNA of Paramuricea clavata, 195 nucleotides long. Lineage: Eukaryota; Metazoa; Cnidaria; Anthozoa; Malacalcyonacea; Plexauridae. The record is from the annotation of a GenBank genome assembly.
GAAUCCCGAUGCGAAAUCUUACCAACACAUGGCAUUCUCGAAGCAUUAGGAAGAGUUACACCCGGGUCAGUUGCCUAUAAGCUUAUUCCAUCUAUGUUGAAGAAAACUAAAGGAACAUUGGAAAGAAAGAUCACGGAGGCAUUUUACACUGAAAGAAUGCAACCUGACCUGAACUCAAAUGAUGAGCUACAGGAC